Molecule: messenger RNA, 681 nt
Organism: Branchiostoma floridae (Florida lancelet)
Lineage: Eukaryota; Metazoa; Chordata; Leptocardii; Amphioxiformes; Branchiostomatidae
Product: perlucin-like protein
Exons: 4
Coding region: 1-681 (226 amino acids)
Source: RefSeq, a predicted model, not a curated record
AUGAAUGGAGGUCGCACGAACGAUGUCUUGCUAAACUCCUGUCCAUCUGGCUGGAGUGGCCUCGGUGCCAACUGCUAUAAAGCCUUCAUCAUCACUCCAUCUCCCACAACACCUCCACUUACAUUCGACCAAGCACAAGCAGAGUGCGAAUCCUAUAAUGGCAGGUUGGCUCAACCAAAAGACCAAGCGAUCAACGACCACAUUGUGGGAUUGCGGAACGCCGGCAACGACCAGUGGGCCGCCUGGAUUGGGAUCACAGAUGAAGUAGAAGGAGACCACAGGUUUCUAGAUGGGGAACAAGUGUUAGUCUACGACAACUGGGCACAGAAUGAACCCGACGAAGCGCCCGGUGAAGCAGACUGUGUUCGCAUCGAGGCAAACCUGGUUUCUUCACCACAGUUUGCAAAUCAGUGGAGGGAUUAUCCAUGUAACCUCCCUUCGAUUGCCUACAUCUGUGAACUACAGGGCUGUCCGGCUGCUCCCCCAGACCACCCUCCAUGUGUCGAAGGAAUAUGCUUCGACCCGCCUCCCUUCAACAAUGGAGACAACUGUAUCUACAGGUGCUCCCGUAAUUGUACUGGAGCAUUAUCAGCCACCAUCGUGACAUGCAAUAACGGUGCAUGGGACGGCGAGGUGCCUGUUUGCGAAAGUGAAGAUAGGGACUGGGAAGACGAAGGUUAA